AAAACCCGGCUCGUCCCCAUCACUGCGCGGGUCGAAGUUCGCGCGUGCGGUCGCGUGGCUCCGUACCGUUACUGUACAUACCAUGGUUACGUUCAUUCUCGUGUAACGUCUCGCAGCACUGAGGGUUACACGUGUUUGCUGCUGGCUUUUACGCACGCCGCAUCGCGAUAUCCGUCGUAACACUCGUAGCUCGUAGAGCAACAACUCGCGUACGUCCAAACCGAUGUUUUGCCCCCACGAGCCUUAGGCACGUCAAUCAAUCCCGGAAGGGAGAGAAUCGUCUCUGUAUUACGUAAAUCGCGGUAUAUUAAGCGGUACAGAGUCCUCGUUGCGACGUCAAUUGACAACGGGAACUCGUCCGCCGCGAUUACCCCCGAGUAUCUUUAACCUACAAGGGGUCGAAGAUGUGCUGGAAAAGCGGGGGCGAGGAGGAAUAUUAGCACGGGGAACGGCUGCCGAGAUUCCAGGGGUAGGAUGGUCUUGCAAAAGAUCAGCUAUGACUUGGUCAAAGGUUUCCGACAUGUGCACGCCAGGACGAGCGAGUCUCGCGGCAACAAAAGCUUCCAUCGGCUGUACAUGGCACUGCCGCGGCUCACGCCGCAGGAGGUCACGAACGUCCUGCAGGCCAACGAGUACACCAAAGAAUUCUCAGGCUUGGGUUCUGUGAAGUAUUACGACUCCAAUCAAUUAGCGUCCAAUAAUCCCAUAGAAGACACGAGAUCCGAGGCUCAAUGUUUGCUGACUAAAGGUAUGUUGUUGGGAGUCUUCGACGGUCACGGCGGUGGUGCCUGUGCGCAAGUGGUAUCAAAGAGACUGUUUCAUUAUAUAUCCGCCUGCCUGCUGCCGCCGAAAUUGCUGGAGCAAUACUUGAAUUCCCUCGGCACUGACAAGAAAUUGAAUCUGCUCGAGACAUUCAACGAUAAAGUAGAAUUUGUAACCGAGAUCAGGGAGCUCUAUCAAACGAGCUUCUUGAGCUUCCUGCGAGACUUGGUGCAGUCGGAUAUCAAGAAGGAAUUUCAAAUGGAAAAGGCGUUGGAAAGCGCGUUUCUCCGACUGGACAACGACCUGUCAAACGAAGCUCUGUUGCAACUGAAUAAGAAAGAUGCCGCGAGGACCCUCGCCGUCGCGAUGUCAGGCACGGUGGCCGCUGUGGCGCACGUAGACGGCCCCCAUCUCCACGUCGCCGGUGUCGGCGACUGCAAGGUCGUCUUGGGAAUACUCUCAGAGAACGACGGAUGGUCGGCGAAAAUGAUGACGGUAGAGCACAACGCGGACAAUCGUGCGGAAGCGGAGAGAAUCUUGUCAGAGCAUCCGCCGAACGAGAGGUCGACUGUGAUCAAGAUGGAAAGGUUGCUCGGGCAAUUGGCGCCGCUUCGCUCGUUGGGCGACUUUCGCUAUAAGUGGAGCAAAAGCGUAAUGAAGAGAGUCGUGGUGCCAUUUCUCGGCGAGACGGCGAUUCCACCCAACUACCAUACGCCGCCCUAUCUAACGGCCAAUCCGGAGGUGAGGUACCACAGGCUGACGCCGAGGGACAAGUUCCUCAUAUUGGCCAGUGACGGACUGUGGGACCUGAUCUCGCCGUUGCAGGCCGUGCGCUUGGUCGGGGAGCACAUGAGCGGCAAGGUCACGCUCAACCCGCUGCGAUUACCCCGUAAAAAUAUGAAGUUGUCCGAUAUAAACGAGAUGCUGCUGCAGCGCAAGGAGGGCCUGAAGAAGAAGCCCCUCGAUGGCAACGCGGCGACGCACCUGCUGAGGAACGCCCUGGGCGGCACGGAGUACGGGAUAGAUCACGCGAAGCUGUCGCAACUGCUGACCCUGCCGAGCGAGGUGGUGCGGAUAUUCCGCGACGACAUCACCAUCACGGUCGUUUACAUGGAUUCGGAGUUUCUAAGACACUGCCCCCCCUAAAUGCUGUCGCAAUUUCUCACUGUUUUUCAAUACUGGUGCGUGUAUCAGUAUACAGCUUGUUAUUUAUUUAGUUAACAAUAAAAACAAUUUACAUGAAAA
Messenger RNA from Vollenhovia emeryi, 2007 nucleotides. It is a transcript of the gene Pdp, whose product is annotated as pyruvate dehydrogenase [acetyl-transferring]-phosphatase 1, mitochondrial. Gene Ontology annotation, molecular function: protein serine/threonine phosphatase activity; cation binding. The transcript has 4 exons. NCBI's taxonomy places the organism in Eukaryota, Metazoa, Arthropoda, Insecta, Hymenoptera, Formicidae. The record is from RefSeq and is a predicted model, not a curated record. The coding region runs from base 475 to 1908 and encodes 477 amino acids. Gene Ontology annotation, biological process: protein dephosphorylation.